Messenger RNA from Umbelopsis ramanniana AG, 431 nucleotides. RefSeq lists its product as uncharacterized. Bases 50 to 334 code for a protein of 94 amino acids. Gene Ontology annotation, cellular component: mitochondrial large ribosomal subunit. The record is from RefSeq and is a predicted model, not a curated record. Gene Ontology annotation, molecular function: structural constituent of ribosome. Gene Ontology annotation, biological process: translation. The transcript is spliced from 3 exons. Lineage: Eukaryota; Fungi; Mucoromycota; Umbelopsidomycetes; Umbelopsidales; Umbelopsidaceae.
CACCUUUUUUUUUAUUGCCAUACAUUUUUGAUCUUUCUUCGAAUUCAACAUGUUUGGAGUCAUCAGAGGUUUAUACCGUGGAGCUCGCCGUGAGCAAUUGACUUCAAAAAGAGGACAUAAUUUUUACAAGGGUACCGGAUCAGGAGCGAUGGGUCGCCACACUAAGCGUGGAGGAUACUUGGUCGACUGGAAGAAAGUCAGAACCUACGUUGUGCCUGACAUGACCGAUUUCAACCUCGCACCUUAUGUCUCGAGAAAGACCACGCCUCCACACGGACAAGGCGCAUUUACCGCCAAGAGCUUUUUCAAAUCAAACGAGACCCCAUCUGCUUAAGCUUCGCCCCAAUAUCAUGAGGUUCAACUCAAUUUGUUUUUAUGAUAGUUUCUUUGUUCCACUGAAUCCCCUUGUAAAUAAUAGACCAUCGCCUGAA